Arabidopsis arenosa is the source of this 997-nucleotide messenger RNA. The record is from the annotation of a GenBank genome assembly. Lineage: Eukaryota; Viridiplantae; Streptophyta; Magnoliopsida; Brassicales; Brassicaceae.
GAAAGAGAGAUAAAGAUAGAAAAAAAAGAGAGAAUGAGGAUUAGUGAUAUUUUCUGCUCUUCUCCGGCAUCAACCGCCGUACGACCAAGUACACUUCACCACGACGGAAAGGUGACCGGAGGCCGCAGAUCCUUCGAAAGCCACCUCCGGAGCCAAAACCCUAGUAACAAGAAAGACAAAACCGUCCCUUGCUUCUCUUCCGACAUGCCUUUAAUCCCUAUUCCUCGUCACUUGAGCUGUAGAAACUCCUUUGAAUCUUCAAGCGGGUUUCGUCGGAAGAUCGCUUCUGCUCACGGUGACGACGUCCAAAUCCGCCGGAAAAGUUCAGCUGACGUAAGUGACUUGAGGAGAUCAAGAAGUUCUCUGCUAAGCUCAUCGUCUAGGUAUCUUUUAAAAGAUCAUAAGUCUUUGAAAGGUGAUGAUAAGGACCUCUGGUUAUCAUCAUCGGAUCGUUCUAAAGAUUUGAUUCCUUUCCGUGACCGCAACGUAACUUCUUCAUCUUCAUCAUCUUCUUCUUCUUCUUCCUCGUCGUCUUCUUCUUUUGUGACCAAUGUUUCAUCGCCGGCUCCAUCCACUGAUGACCAGGUUGUGGUUUUGAGGGUAUCGAUCCAUUGCAAGGGAUGUGAAGGGAAGGUUAGAAAGCAUAUCUCCAAAAUGGAAGGGGUGACGUCAUACACCAUAGAUUUAGCGACAAAGAAGGUGACGGUGGUCGGAAAGAUAACACCUGUCGGAGUAGUAGAAAGCAUCUCAAAGGUCAAAUUCGCUCAGCUUUGGCCUUCCUCUUCUUCUGCUCCAUUUCCUCACAUUCCUAAUUAUGCACUCCUCAAAUCUUAAUCUGUUUUCUUGUUAUUUAGUCCGAAAGCUACGGUCAUUAGACAUAUGUCAUGUUGUGAUUCGUAUCAAUGCGACAUUAAGGUGGUGUAGUUUAACAUAUACAUAUGUUUGAAGGAGGUGGUUUUGUUUUUUUCUUUCCGACAACUAAAUUUCAUUCUUAGUA